This is a messenger RNA of Prinia subflava (tawny-flanked prinia), 1685 nucleotides long. RefSeq names its product rap1 GTPase-GDP dissociation stimulator 1-like. Gene Ontology annotation, molecular function: guanyl-nucleotide exchange factor activity; protein binding. Gene Ontology annotation, biological process: positive regulation of GTPase activity. The record is from RefSeq and is a predicted model, not a curated record. Lineage: Eukaryota; Metazoa; Chordata; Aves; Passeriformes; Cisticolidae. The transcript has 10 exons. Bases 6 to 1316 code for a protein of 436 amino acids. Gene Ontology annotation, cellular component: cytosol.
AGGAAAUGAAGAAACCGUGUAUUGAAGCAGAUUUAGUUCCAACACUGAUACCCUUGCUGGAGAGCACAGACCAAGAAAUGCUGCUUCAUGCUGGGAGGGCCAUUGGCCGUAUCUGUUACGAUAAUCGUAACCUUCAGGAAGAGCUGGUGAAGGUCGGAGUCAUCCCAUCACUGGUCCGAAUAUUAACUGACUAUGCAGAGAGUGAACCACUUGUGCACGUCGCUCUAUUGGCCUUGUACAACCUGGCAGACCUGGAUUCAGCCAAGGAAGCUCUAAGCAUGACAAAAGUUGCUGAACAGCUGGUGAAACAACUGAGGAGAGCAGAGAGCCAUGAGAGGUUAGAAAUUGUCUUUGAGGUCCUGCAGGCACUUGCAGAAAAUGAUGCUCUGAAAGUGCAGUUGGUGGAUGCAGGUGUGCCAGAGGUGCUGUCUGAGAUCCUGCUGAGGCUCCACGGCAGCUCACAAGCUGAAGAUGCGUGCAUUGUGAAGGCUGCAUCGGAUCUCAUCGUCUCUCUGCUUCUUGGAGAUGGCAACUGCCUGCGCAUGUUCCAGCUGGGAGUGGUCCACCAGCUCCUGGAUCUCCUGGAGAAGCACGUGCGGAGUGGGGACACCUCAGUGCAGCAGGCUGCUCUCAGUGCACUGCAGAGCCUCGCUGUCCCAGUUGUCAGCAAGGUUCCUCUGCUGGAGGGAGGAGUGGCAGAGCGCAUCGAGGCGCUCCUGAGGUCACAGAGCCCUCCUGUGCAGUCCAAACUCCUCGGGACACUACGGACCUUAGCAGAUGGCCAAGCUGAUGCAGCUGAAAUCCUGGGCCAAGACCCCCUGCUGCUCAACAGGCUGGUGCAGUGGUGCCGCGUGAGCGAGCCCAGCGGCAUCUGCGGAGAGGCAAACCGGCUGCUGGCAUCCAUCCUGCACCACAACAGAUCCCAGGAAGUGGUCAAAGCCAUCCAGGCAGCACAAGGAGUGAAGCAUCUGGUUUCCAUGACAACAAGUGGCCAUGCUGCCAUGCAGAAUGAGGCUCUGAAGGCCUUGGCAAUAGCAUCUGCCAUUGAUUUAGAAACUCUUGAAGAAUCUUUUAAAGAAUCACAGCUAGUUCAAAGCUUACACAAACUUCUACGAGAUGAUAAUACAAGUCCUGAGGUGAAAUACAAUUCAAUGGACCUUUUGUGCAGACUUCUUAAUUCAGGUGACUUGAGACAAGAAAUAGAAGAGGACAAGAUCAAAGACACCCUUGAGCGACUCUGCAGUCACAGCAAUGCAAAUGUGGUCAAGGAAGCCAUGACAACAUUACAAGUUUUGAGAGGAGAGACGCCCCUCUAACCUCCCUUCUCCCACAGGGCAAGGCAGCCCUGCUGCUGAGGCACACACCAGCUUUGCAUCCCUGCAUUUGUCAUGCUGCUGCACAACCAGCACUGCUGAAGUCCAGGUGCAGGUGCUGCCCUGCAAGCUGUGUAUAAAAAUGCCUCAUUAGCACAUCUCUGCCCUGAUACCUGCACCUCUGCUGCUCUUCACUGAGCCACUAACACACAGCAGCAGGCAAGAAUCCUGUCAAGCAAGUGGUGAUGAGAAACAUCAGGCAACUACCUGAUGGCAUUCAUUGUACAUUUUUCAGCUGCUUGGUUUUGUGAGAUUAGGAUACACACUUGCAAUUUUUCUUGUAUUGAUGUGACUUUUAUAUAAUUAUAUAAA